ACGGACGCAGCGGACUUGGACUGAGGAUCCCGGGCGGGCGGGCGCGCGCGGAGAGACGCGGGAAGCAGGGGCUGGGCGGGGGUCGCGGCGCCGCAGCCAGCGCAGCCAGCCCGAGGGGCCGCUGCCUCCGCCGCCCAGCGCGCUCCGGGGCCGCUGGCCGCCUGUAGCACCCGCCACACCGCAGCUCCAGGACCGGCCCCGGCCGCCGCCGCCGCGAUGGGCAACGCCGCCGCCGCCAAGAAGGGCAGCGAGCAGGAGAGCGUGAAAGAGUUCUUAGCCAAAGCCAAAGAAGAUUUUCUUAAAAAAUGGGAAAAUCCCGCUCAGAACACAGCCCAUUUGGAUCAGUUUGAGAGAAUCAAGACCCUUGGAACGGGCUCCUUUGGGCGGGUGAUGCUGGUGAAGCACAAGGAGACCGGGAAUCACUAUGCCAUGAAAAUCCUCGACAAACAGAAGGUGGUGAAGCUGAAACAGAUCGAACACACCCUGAAUGAGAAGCGCAUCUUGCAAGCAGUCACCUUCCCGUUCCUGGUCAAACUCGAGUUCUCCUUCAAGGACAAUUCAAACUUGUACAUGGUCAUGGAGUACGUGCCUGGAGGGGAGAUGUUCUCCCACCUACGGCGGAUCGGGAGGUUCAGUGAGCCCCAUGCCCGAUUCUACGCGGCGCAGAUCGUCCUGACGUUCGAGUACUUACACUCUCUGGACCUCAUCUACCGGGACCUGAAGCCGGAGAACCUCCUCAUUGACCAGCAGGGCUACAUUCAGGUGACAGACUUCGGUUUUGCCAAACGCGUGAAGGGCCGCACCUGGACCUUGUGUGGGACCCCCGAGUACCUGGCCCCCGAGAUUAUCCUGAGCAAAGGUUACAAUAAGGCUGUGGACUGGUGGGCCCUCGGGGUUCUCAUCUAUGAGAUGGCCGCUGGCUACCCGCCCUUCUUCGCUGACCAGCCCAUCCAGAUCUACGAGAAAAUCGUCUCUGGGAAGGUACGGUUCCCGUCCCACUUCAGCUCUGACUUGAAGGACCUGCUUCGGAACCUUCUGCAGGUGGAUCUCACCAAGCGCUUCGGGAACCUCAAGAAUGGGGUCAACGACAUCAAGAACCACAAGUGGUUUGCCACGACUGACUGGAUCGCCAUCUACCAGAGAAAGGUGGAAGCUCCCUUCAUACCAAAGUUUAAAGGCCCUGGGGACACGAGUAACUUUGACGACUAUGAGGAGGAAGAGAUCCGGGUUUCCAUCAAUGAGAAGUGUGGCAAGGAGUUUGCUGAGUUUUAGGGGUGUGCCUGUGCCCCCAUGGGUUUUCUUGUCUUUCUUUUCUUUUUUUUUUUUCUUUUGUGGGGGGUGGGAGGGUUGGAUUGAACAGCCAGAGGGCCCCAGAGUUCCUUGCAUCUACUUUCACCCCCCACCCCACCCACCAGGGAAGGGGGAACAGGAAGCCCAGAUAUUUGGAGGAAUGGAAACACCAGCUGCUCCCCCACUCCCUUUGCCUUCUUGCCCCUCCCCCACAGGUCCAACUCCACCCCAGCCCACUCUGCCAGUUUUAAAUGAGUUUCUCAGCUCCGGGCAGACCAGGUCUUACUGGUGUGUCCAGGCACCGGGUGAGGAAAGAGGGGUCCAAACUUAACUCCAGUCCCCCAGCCCCACCCUGCCUCUGGCACUGGGCACCAAGGGCAAAUGAAUGAAGAGCUGGCCUUCUCUGUGGGGCCCUCCUGCCUGGGAAGGACAGUUUUUUGUGACAUGUCAUUGGGCUGCUUGCUAGAAUUUUUCUAAAAUAUGAUUUAAAAUCUUAUUUAAGUUCCACCAGUGCCUCCCUUCCUCCUUCCUCUGUCCCCACUCUUCUUGUGUCCCCCUCCCACUCCCCAAAACCAUUUUAACGAGGCUGGGAAGCAGACUGACUGAACAGGAAGGACCUGGGGUUUGAACUUCUGCCCUGAGCUGCUAACAUCCCCACCCCCUUCCCCAGGG
Molecule: messenger RNA, 1962 nt
Organism: Marmota flaviventris (yellow-bellied marmot)
Lineage: Eukaryota; Metazoa; Chordata; Mammalia; Rodentia; Sciuridae
Gene: Prkaca
Product: protein kinase cAMP-activated catalytic subunit alpha
Biological process (GO): protein phosphorylation
Cellular component (GO): cAMP-dependent protein kinase complex; cytosol; nucleus
Molecular function (GO): cAMP-dependent protein kinase activity; ATP binding; protein kinase A regulatory subunit binding
Source: RefSeq, a predicted model, not a curated record